Adelges cooleyi (spruce gall adelgid) is the source of this 4881-nucleotide messenger RNA. RefSeq names its product toll-like receptor Tollo (gene Tollo). Bases 383 to 4144 code for a protein of 1253 amino acids. The record is from RefSeq and is a predicted model, not a curated record. Gene Ontology annotation, molecular function: protein binding. Lineage: Eukaryota; Metazoa; Arthropoda; Insecta; Hemiptera; Adelgidae. The transcript has a single exon. Gene Ontology annotation, biological process: signal transduction.
CGACCGACUUGGUUUGUGUGCGCGUGCGUGUCUUGUCGUUUAACGUGUGCUGGUCGUCGUCCGUCGUGGAAAAUAGUUUUUUUUUUUUUUUAUAUAUAUAUAUAAUAUUUUUACGUUCUACUGUUGGUGUUGAAUUUUGUGUAGAAAAUCGUUCGGCACCAAAAAUGGAUUAUAUCGUUCGCCGGCCGUCGUCGAGUGCGUUCGCUGCGAGUGUUGUUGUCGUUGCGGUCGCGUCGUAGCCGUUCGUUGAUGUCUCUCACGCUCGGUCGAGAACAAUAAUAAUUGUCUAAAUGGUGUUCAGGUGAUAGAAUUAAAAAAGUGUUUCGGGCAUUUUUUUGUGCGUUUCCUUCCAAGUGUUCUUCCGUUAAUCUCGGGUGUUAUCAUGGCACUAACGUACGCCACGGUGCUGAUGAGCUCGGUGCUGCUGGUCAUGUCGGCCUCGCUCAGCAAGACCCUGCGGCACAAGCCGCCCAACGAGUGCGAGUGGCUGGCCGUGACCGCGUACGGCGACGAGUCGAUCGCGUCGCAGACGGUGUCCGACGAACAAGAAGUGGCGCUGCACUGUCGGGUGCGCACGAUGAACUCGGAACUGGAAAAGACCAACUUCAGCAUAAUCCAGCCGCAGUACACGGUUAAGCUGCGGAUCGAGUGCAACGCACAGCUGUACCUGCUCAGCUCGCUGGGCGUGGGCACGUUCCAGACGCUCAUCGACCUCAAGGAGCUGUCCAUCGAGUCGUGCAAGCUCAACAACCUGGUGCCCGACGCGUUCCGCGGGCUCAGGCAGCUCCGCAACCUGACCAUCGUCACGCACAACAACGACUGGCCGUCCGUCAACAUGCAGCUGCAGCCGGACACGUUUCUCGACGAGCUCAGCAUGCUCGAACGGCUGGACCUGAGCCACAACAACAUGGCCAAACUGCCGGAGGCCGUUUUCUGUUCGCUGCAGAACCUCGUCUACCUGAACCUGACCCGUAACCGGCUCAGGCAUCUGGAACUGUUCCAUUUCGGUUCUUCCGGCCAACACAAGUGCGGCGGCAACCUGCAAGUGCUCGACUUGUCGUACAACAAUUUCGACUCGAUCAACUCGCAAGUGUUGUCGCACUUGUCCAACCUGCAAGAGCUGUACCUGCAGGGCAACGUCAUAUCCGUCAUAGGCGACCACGGUUUCGACGGGCUGUCCGCGCUCAACGUGAUCAACAUGGCCUCCAACCGACUAGUCAACUUAGCGCCCGAACUGUUCGCCGACUGCCGCGAACUGCACGAGGUUUACUUGCAGAACAACACCAUCAACGUGUUGGCGCCCGGUCUGUUUAACGAUCUGUCGCAUCUUUUGGUCUUGGACUUGUCCGAGAAUCAGCUGACGGAAGAGUGGGUGAACGCGGCCACGUUCACCGGUCUCGUGCGCCUAGUCCUGCUCAGCCUGUCCAACAACAACAUCACCAAGUUGGACUCGGUGAUAUUCCGCGACUUAUACCGGCUGCGGUCGUUGCGGCUGGACAACAACGGCGUCCAGUACCUGCCGGAGAACGUGUUCGCGUCGCUGACGGACAUGAGAACGUUGGUGCUGUCCAGCAACAAAUUGACCCGGGUCGACCAAUACACGUUCGACGGACUGCCCUCGUUAAAUCAACUCUCGCUGGACAACAAUCAGAUACAGUACAUCGAUCCCGAGGCGUUGCGCAACUCUACCGAUUUGGAGUACUUGCAUCUGAACGGCAACAAGCUGUACGACAUACCGGCCGUGCUCAACAACGUGCCCAAUCUGAAAACGCUGGACCUGGGCUACAAUCAGAUCACCGACAUAUACAACACGUCGUUCCCGGCGAUGAACCAGCUGAUCGGAUUGAAACUAUUGAAAAAUCAAAUAUCCAACGUGUCCAAAGGCGUGUUCGACCGGUUGCCCGAAUUGCACCUCAUCAAUUUGGCCAACAACAAAAUACAAAAAAUCGAACCAGGCACUUUCGACAACAACACGCGCCUGGUGGCCGUCCGGGUGGACGGCAACUAUUUGCGCGAUGUCGGCGGCCUUUUUUCGAAACUGUCCAACCUUGUUUGGCUGAAUAUAUCCGAAAACUUCCUAGAGUGGUUCGACUACGCGCUCGUCCCGACCGGACUCCAGUGGCUGGACGUGCACGGCAAUCAGAUCACCGAGCUGGGCAACCACUACGAGCUGGAGACCCAGCUGACCGGGUUCGACGCCAGCCACAACAAGCUGACCGAAAUCACCGGCAGUUCCAUCCCGGACAAGGUGCAGAACCUGUACCUGUCCAACAAUCAGAUCUCGAAAAUCCAAUCGUACGCGUUUUUCAAAAAGCCCAACCUCACGCAAGUCGACCUGACCGGCAACCGGCUGCGGACGCUGACGCCGCAGUCGCUAAGGAUAUCCACCAUACCGCCGGGGCGGCCCAUGCCGCAGUUUCAGGUGGGCAACAACCCGUUCGUCUGCGACUGUUCCAUGCAAUGGCUGCAGUCGUACAGCGUCGAGCCCGACCGGAACAAGCCCAAGUUGGUCGACCUGGACGCGGCCACGUGCGAAGUGAUCUACAACCGGGGCGAGUCCAGGGUGUUGCUGAAAGAGGCUUCCGAAGAUCAGUUCCUGUGCCAGUACGACAUGGAGUGCGCCAAACGGAGCACGUGCGACUGUUGCGACUUUGACGCUUGCGAUUGUAAAAUGAUUUGCCCGACGAACUGCACGUGCUUCCACAGCGUGAGCAGCACUUCGAACGUCGUGGACUGCUCAAGCGCCGGCUACGUGAACCGCUUGCCCGACAAGAUACCGAUGAACACGACGGUGCUCUACUUGGACGGCAACACCGUCAGAACGUUGAGCACGCACAGUUUUUUGGGCCGGAAAAUUCUCAAAGUGCUCUACUUGAACUCGUCCAACGUGGAACGCGUGCAGAACCGCACUUUCCACGGACUGAAAGAGCUCGAAGUGCUCCACUUGGACGAUAACCGCAUAUCCACGCUAUACGGUGACGAGUUCUACGGAUUGGACAAGCUCAAGGAACUCUAUCUGAACCACAAUCGGAUAACGUACAUCAACAGCACGACUUUCCGGUUCCUACAGCAGCUGACCGUGCUCCGGCUGGACCACAACCGCAUCACUCAGUUCCCGGUGUGGCGCUUGUCGCCGACGCUCACUCAGUUGACGCUGGCCGAAAACCAAUGGAGUUGCAGUUGCGAUUUCGUUCAGCAAAUGCGCGAGUUCCUCGUGUACGCGGCCGACGCGGUCGUCGACGCCGAACAAGCGCGGUGCGUCGACCACUCGGGCGGUUUCAACAUAUUCAUCAGCGGCGACAACAGCAGCGCCGCGUGCGGGCCCAGCACGCCGUCCAUGGAACGACCGUCGAACGGGUCGUCGUUGUCGUCCAACUCGAUCGAGGGGGCGCUCAACGGCGGCAACCUGACCGCCCCGACCAAGACGGUCGUUCAGCGGACCGACUUCCAGGACUACAUACCCGUGCUGAUCGUGUCGUUCUCGGCCGUGUUCUUCGUGGUGGUGGCCGCCAUGAUGGUGUACGUUUUCCGGCACGAAAUGAAAGUCUGGUGCCAUUCCCGGUUCGGCGUGCGCAUAUUCUGCAAGAGCACCGAGUUCGAGAUGGACGAGCGCGAUAAGCUGUUCGACGCGUUCGUCAGCUACAGCGCCAAGGACGAGGCGUUCGUGGUCGAGGAGCUGGCGCCCAUCCUGGAGAACGGCGACCCGUCGUACAAGCUGUGCCUGCACUACAGGGAAUUCCCGGCCGGCGGUUACAUAUCCGACACCAUCGUCCAGGCGGUGGAGUCGUCCAAGCGCACCAUAAUGGUGCUGUCCGAGAACUUCAUCAAGUCCGAGUGGUGCCGGUACGAGUUCAAGUCGGCCCAUCACCAGGUGCUCCGGGACAAGCGCAAGCGGCUGAUCGUCAUACUCCUGGGCGAGGUGCCCAACAAGGACCUGGACCCGGACAUCCGGCUGUACCUGAAGACCAACUCGUACUUGCAGUGGGGCGACAAGCACUUUUGGGAGAAACUCAAGUUCGCGCUUCCGGACGUGCCCAACAACCAGAGGCCGAAAAACAUCAACCAUAAACACCAUCACCACCAUCACCAUCACCACAGAGGGGUGCACAACAACUACUCGCGACCGCUUGCCAUACACAUAUAACAACGAUCACGUAAUACCUACUUAUCUUAAUUAUUAUUAUUAUUAUUAUUUUAUUAAAAAAGACAUUUGUGAUAUUAGAUAGUGACUAACUGUAAAUUAAAAACAAUAUAUUAUUAUAAUGUACAGUGUAUUAUACGGUGUAAAAUACCGACCAUUCCUGAGUAAUUAUUAUAUAUUUUGUACGAUUAUUAUUAAAAAUGUGUCUUUUGAUAACCUCUUUUUUAAAACCUUUUUUUUUUUUUGUAAAAUAAAAAAUUGUAUAGAAUAUUAAAAUUUUAGAGAGAGAGUCCUCCCGCUCCUCCUUCAAGUCAUUACUAUUAGGAUAAAAAUCGAUUGUUUUUCUAUUUCUAUUGUUUUGUAGCUCUUUCAAAUAAAAAUAACUUAAAAUUUUUACACUAUUUCAAACUAUUUUCCUCUACAAAUCGAAAUGUUGUGUAAGUGUCCAAGCGAAAAUAUAUUUAUUGAUUAUAAAAUUUAUAUAAAAAAAGGCAGGUGCCAUUUGCACAGGGUCGGUUUGUAGGUAAAUUAAAAAUUAUUAAUUCAUGUCACGGGGUUAGUUACCUAGUCUUAAGACAUUUCUUGUACUUUAACCCGACAUAAAAAUUAUUGUAAAAUCUGAUAUCCAUAAAAAUAUUAUUAUGUAACUAAGAAAAUUGCCAUUAUUUUCAUUUGUUUUAUUAUUAUUAUUAUUAUUUAUUUCUUGUACGAAGACUAUAAAAUCUAGAUAUUAGAAAAUU